AGAAGAAUGAAUAGGGGAAAUUGCUCUUCUGUUGAUGAAUUCAUUUUUUCAGGAAUUACCAAUAAUCCUGUUACAAAAGUCGCCCUGUUCACCACAUUUCUACUUGUUUAUUUCAUUACUCUGCUUGCCAAUCUUGGAAUGAUCAUCUUAAUUAGAAUGGACUCACAGCUCCACACACCCAUGUACUUUUUUCUCACCCAUCUCUCCUUCUGUGACCUCUGCUAUUGUACAGCAAUUGGACCCAAGAUGCUGGUGGAUCUCUUAGCUGCAGAGAAAUCAAUUCCUUUUGUUGGUUGUGCUCUGCAGUUUUUGAUAUUCUGUGUCUUUGCAGAUUCUGAGUGUUUACUGCUAGCAGUAAUGGCCUUUGAUAGAUACCAGGCCAUCAGCAACCCGUUACUCUACACAGUGAACAUGUCUAGCAUGGUGUGUUCCAUGCUCAUGGUUGGGGUUUACCUGGUAGCAACAACAGAUGCUUUGAUACAUACAACCUUGGCAUUCCGUUUAUGUUUCUGUGGUUCUAAUGAGAUCAACCACUUCUUUUGUGAUUUACCUCCACUUUACAUGCUCUCCUGCUCUGACAUACAAGUCAAUGAACUGGCCUUAUUUACUGUUUUUGGUUUCAUUGAACUGAGUACCAUAUCUGGAGUUCUGAUCUCUUAUUGCUACAUUAUUUUAUCAGUCCUGAAGAUACAUUCUGUUGAGGGAAGGUUCAAAGCUUUCUCCACCUGUACUUCCCAUCUCGCCACAGUUGCCAUUUUCCAGGGAACUAUGCUUUUCAUGUAUUUUCGGCCAAGUACUUCUUAUUCUCUGGAUCAAGAUAAAGUGACUUCAUUGUUCUACACUCUUGUGAUCCCAAUGCUGAACCCUCUCAUUUACAGCUUGAGAAACAAGGAAGUGAAAGAGGCCCUGCAAAAACUGAAAAUGAAAAUGUAG
Grammomys surdaster is the source of this 933-nucleotide messenger RNA. RefSeq names its product olfactory receptor 5W2-like. Gene Ontology annotation, biological process: sensory perception of smell; G protein-coupled receptor signaling pathway. Lineage: Eukaryota; Metazoa; Chordata; Mammalia; Rodentia; Muridae. Bases 7 to 933 code for a protein of 308 amino acids. Gene Ontology annotation, cellular component: membrane. The record is from RefSeq and is a predicted model, not a curated record. The transcript has a single exon. Gene Ontology annotation, molecular function: odorant binding; G protein-coupled receptor activity; olfactory receptor activity.